Molecule: messenger RNA, 237 nt
Organism: Drosophila eugracilis
Lineage: Eukaryota; Metazoa; Arthropoda; Insecta; Diptera; Drosophilidae
Exons: 2
Coding region: 51-236 (61 amino acids)
Source: RefSeq, a predicted model, not a curated record
CACGAAUACAGUUUCCCAGCAGCAAUCGAGUGAGGCGGCAGCAAAGUGAAAUGUUGAUACAAUCCAUAUUUAUGAAUAUAUUGGCCAUUAUUUUGGUCUGUUGGCUGGGACACGUCACUUCCCAAUCAUCAGCCGACGAUCAAGAGCUUGAAAUCGGUUCAAAAGGUGAGGGGCCGCCGCAGAAAGAAGAAUUUCACUGGGACAAUAAUAACUACGAUCUUGGAAAUACUUAUUGAA